This is a messenger RNA of Ciona intestinalis (vase tunicate), 1788 nucleotides long. Lineage: Eukaryota; Metazoa; Chordata; Ascidiacea; Phlebobranchia; Cionidae. The record is from RefSeq and is a predicted model, not a curated record.
GUGUUGUACCUGUGUUAGAAUCUGUACAGUGAAGUUGAGACCAACAUAACUUUUUGCUUGUACGAAAAGUUAUGUAACGUACGUGCAUUCGUUAUACAGUGACAUGAACAACAAUACGAUUAUCGAAGUGCAAACUUUUCAAAGAAACGUUAAUCAACUUCUUAAAAUAAACGCGACGGAAGAAUUAACCCAACACUUUAUGCGACGUACAAACACAACCUGCCGGAGAUAAAAACCAUAGAGCCUACCCAAAGAGUUUUAAGAAACUUUUUUUGAAUUGAGUCUAUUUGCCAAAAUUCUGGCGUAUUCGUUCGUUUGGAGUUUUAUAUGAACAAAAAGUAGGAAAUGCAUAAAUGUAUGUAUAUAUAUAUAUAUCCAUAUAUACAGCAGGGUAUGGGAAGAUGGGACACCUUUCUAUUCCAUUUUUCCCCAUUUGGUAUAGUAAACAUUAAGAGAAACAUUCAAGGAAUUAUGAAAUCGUGCCCUUACAACUUUCAUAAACCGUUGUUGGAUAUUAUGGUGUGCCUUACAGAACUAUAAUAUUUGAAUUGGAAAGACAUGUGACGUAACUCUGAGGUGGCUCAAUUUCCGGGUAAGUGGCGGACAUAAUAUAGUUAUGUAUAAAAUGGCUAUAUUCCGUCAUUCACUUUCACAUUAUUCAGUGCAAGCAGUACGUAUAGGUAACGGAGAUUGUCUUUACUUUCAAAUCAUGGAGCUUCUACUACGAUUAUUCUUACUCAGCUACUUCUGGACUUUUGUUACAUCAAGCUCGGCACAACGACCGACAGUGUACAACGGAACAUAUGAAGUAACUUCUCAAUCAAAGACUUCCAGCAGCUUCAUGAACUUUGCUUACAGGCUCUGUCUAAAUUCGGUACCAGCGCAUGUUUACGCAACAGCGAAACCAUGCAGUAUUAGUAAGUCACAUGAGUUCAAAGUUACUGUGCUUCAAAUUCUUAGGGGUAAUGUGGUGGUAAUGGUUACGCGAACUGACCAGGCAUCAGGUUGGGAUGCUUUGGACUUAAUAAUAACAUGGACGUUGUAUAUUGGUAAUGGCACUGGAUAUGAACAACACUUCAUAUGGCUGCCUUAUACUACUGGUAAUUACGCAUGGAAUAAACAAGUGACGUCCGAUUUUUGCAAAUCUUUGGAUGGCAAGCUUGUUGACAUCGAAAACAAAGCAAUGUAUGACGUAGUAUACAAAUACAUGGAAUCUUCUUUUACGUCCAGUUUUGACAACGUCCAAUCCUGGCUUGCAAUGACUUAUGACAGGAACGUUACGAUCACCCAAAGCAACGGACAACCUGGUUAUAAUGGUGAUUGGUUGGCGCUAGGAGGAUAUCCUAAGGCUGGUUACGCUUCGUGGACAAGUGUUGGCAUCAGGGUAGGAAUACAACCUCAUACACUCGGAAACGGCGGUAUGUGGACUUGGUACGCUAUGAGUUCAGCCGACCGGCUCGCACCUUUGUGUGCCUACAACGCAGCACAUUGAUUUAAAACACAUUACAUUAGCUAUAACCAACAGAACUCAACUGCUUAGUUUCCGUAUGUUUGUGUUCAUUGCUCUGUCCAAAUAUUACGAGGAACAGCCAAGACAUUACGUUGUACUGAAUAUUAAUGAGUCCAGCACACACAGCACACCACGCCUCAGAUAUUUAACUGUAUAUCCAUCGCAAUUCAAUACUUCGUAUAUAUUCAGUAUUUUAUUUUCUCCAUAAUAACCACAUGCAUUUUGUGUGAUUUAACACGAACAUUGUAUAUAAAGUUAUUAAACAAAGUAUUGCAUUG